Rhincodon typus (whale shark) is the source of this 6068-nucleotide messenger RNA. RefSeq names its product zinc finger, AN1-type domain 6 (gene zfand6). Gene Ontology annotation, molecular function: DNA binding; zinc ion binding. NCBI's taxonomy places the organism in Eukaryota, Metazoa, Chordata, Chondrichthyes, Orectolobiformes, Rhincodontidae. The record is from RefSeq and is a predicted model, not a curated record. Bases 679 to 1410 code for a protein of 243 amino acids. The transcript has 8 exons.
ACAAUGGCCAGAACAGCUUUAUUUGCAAUAUAACAAUUCUGUAAGGCAUCAGUAACUUAAUUUAAUACCAAAAAGAAAACUUGAAGGUAGCCAAUCCUCUCAUGGCAUCCCAGACGGUUUAGCCACGCCAUAAAAGUGACAGCUGUGAGGCUCUAAUAACGUAAGCAACAGUCGAAGUUUACACACAAAACACAGGCUAUAAUACCUUCUACAGCUGGCUUGCAGCAGCAGUGCUGCACUGACCUUACUCUCCCAGGGGCUUUGAUUGACAGGAGCAAAGUUUCUCGUGCCGGUGAUGACGCGGCGGCCCCACCCGGCAGCCAAUGGGAGGCACCGCGCCGUGUGUGACGUCAGGGGCAGGCUGAGCCGGCCGCUUUGUCCGUGUAAACAGGCCCAGGGAGGCCAGGCCUAGCCCAGCCGAGCCGGCGGACACAGGCCGCUCGCUCUUUGCCCUUUUUUUCCCGUUAUUUUAAUUUCGGAGGCCUCGCACGCCCUCCACUUGAACCCCGUACCGACAGAGGAAGCGCCAAGAGGGGACGCGGCCAGUUAAAGGGGCGGGGCCCGUAUCGAUCUGAUUGACAUCGCCGUAAGCCAAUGGGAAGUGGGCGUGUCCGGUUUGGCGGCCGUGAUUGACAACAUCGCGGGGAGGCCGUGUCCAAUCAGGUCUGUUGGAGGAACAUGGCUCAAGAAACCAAUCAGACUCAAGUGCCUAUGCUGUGUACCACUGGCUGUGGAUUUUAUGGGAACCCACGAACGAAUGGCAUGUGUUCGGUUUGCUAUAAAGAUUUUCUUCAAAGGCAAAACAAUAAUGGCAGAAUAAGUCCUGUGUCUCCCAAUUUGAACAGUUUAACUGAAGUGUAUCCUGUUCACUGUACAGAAGAGAAUCUCCCAGAAAUACCAUCAUCAUUCUCUUCUUCCUCCACUUCAGGCCAAUCAAGUCCACAACCAAUAAUGGGAAGAGGGAAAAGGGGAAGAAAGCAAAGAGAGAAGAAGGGAAGAUCUAUUAAAAGAGAGGGAAGAAAGGGAAGGAAGAGAUCAGUGUCCAAUCAGCUGCUGCUACUAUCCCGUGAAUCAGUAACAAAUCCCCAAAGUGAUGGGGACCACACAGAAGAUAACCAAGCAAUGACUAAAAAAGAGUUGCAGGCUUCUACAUCUGAAGAAAUUGCACAGACAUCUUCUGACAGACAGGAUAAGUCUCCUGAAAAACCCAAGCAGAAGAAGAAUCGUUGUUUUACCUGCCGGAAAAAAGUAGGACUUACAGGAUUUGAUUGCAGAUGUGGAAAUUUGUUCUGUGGAUUACAUCGUUAUUCUGAUAAGCACAGUUGUCCUUACGAUUACAAAGCUGACGCUGCUGAAAAAAUAAGGAAAGAAAAUCCUGUUGUAGUUGGAGAGAAGAUCCAGAAAAUUUGAACUGCUACUUACAUUAAAUUUUUUCUUUUAAACCACGUGAACCUAAUUAAACAGCGGAGAGGAUAAGCUGAGCUUUGUAGUUCAUUCUGGGAGUUUGAAGCAUUGUACUUGCAUAGAACUUUAAAUCAUGCAUGCCACGAACAAUAGAAUUUGAGAACAGACUGAAAAGUUCUUUUUUCUUUAAAUAUUGUGUUUGAAAAAUUACUGCUUAUUUAAGAGCAAGUCCAUUUGCAGCCAUUUUAAUCUUAGUUAAUUGUUGAGCUCAUUUUUUUAAAAAGUAGGUGUUCAAGGGCAGCAGUUUUUCAUAUUAAGCAUGCAUGUUUCAAAUUUGCCUUUUCUUCGUUUGUGUAUGUGGCCUUUCUCAGUAGCACGAUCUCUCUCAAGGCAGUGUCACAAAUGGGCCUAUCAGUAACUGUACUCUAAUCACUGCUUUGUUCCAUUCAUGAAAAGGCCCCAUGUGUUAGCAUCAUAGCUUGUUUGCUGCUCCAUCUCAUUAAUAAUUUAUGUACAUAAAUAUAUAUGGUUUAUGAAUUGUGUCCUGAAUAUGUGCAUCAAUGCUGACUACAAGUUUGAUCAGAAAAUACAGUAAGGCUUAACCCUAAGCAUAAAUCAAACACAAGUUGGUAAUAGUGCUGUAUUUAUGUUAGUUUAUUCACUGUCUUAAUCUUGAUUAAAUAAAGUUAUAAAGGAAAACUACUGAUUGUUUGGAGAAACAAAAAAAGAAAAUCUUAGUAGAGAGCUCCUAUCUGUGCCUUGAUAUAAAUAUAAGACUGUUGUAAUACAGAAUUUUAAAUAUUGCUGAAAGGAGGGACAUAUUGUCAAAGCUUUUCAUUUUGCACUCAUCAGGACAAACAGAUAUGAAUGUCAACUUGUACUCCAGGUAAAAAGGAAGUUGAUUAGUUGGCAAGUCAUUUCUGGUCAUGACAUUGCCAUGGAGAAACUAUAGGUUUCCCAAGCUCAUGUCUAAUUCAAAAGCAUAUUCCUUUUCCCUGCAGACAAAUGAUCCUGAUGCAUAAUGUAUAUUGCUUAUAGCAGGCAUAAGUGAGCCAUGUUACACAGGGAAAAGGAAGGAAUAUAUAUAUACAAGCCUUGCCCAGUUUUAAAUUACCUGGGAGCUUGGAGACCCUACCAUUGGCUGCGAAAGCAAUCAGAAUCAAUUUGUCAAUCAGUCAACACACUUUUUUCUCCUGCAGUAUAAAUUGGUGUGAUUAUUUGACAUUCUUGCAAUUGUCCUGAUGAGACACCAGCUUCAACAACAUGUCCCUUCUCAGCAAUCUAUGUAUAUGGAACUUUGGUCAAAGUAUUCUCCUCUUGCACCCUGCCAUCCUCCAUUUUGAUGAUGUUUCUAAUUAUUUUUGUGAGUAAGUUCAUUGGUUAUUAAACCCUACAGAUUGUUUCCAGUGUAGAAACCAUAUAUAUAGUUUCUUGACUUGUGUAACUAAGCUUUGCAAAUGUGGACCAGUACAUAAUGCUACUGAACCAGCAAUGAAAUGUAUUUCAUGUGGAUACAUAUUUAAAGAGGAUUGUGUUUUAAAGUGUUAAUGUUAGUUACUCGAACAAUAAUCUUUUUUCCAAUUCUCUUUUUUUUUUUUUUGGUUUGGUGCUUAUAAGGGGGAUUUGGUUUAAGCACUAUGGUUUAACUCCUUAAUUAUUUACAGUGCAUUUUAUGGCUUGUUGAUUCAAACAAUUAUGGGCAAAAAUAGAACCUCAUGAUGUUCCUCCUGGAAAUCUUGACUUUGAGCACUGGAGCACUUGGUUAUGCCACAUUCGUUUCCAGGGAACUGAAUAAAAAUAUGAACUAAACGUGCAAUGUUGGAAAGAAGUAAUGAUGGUGGGAGUUUUUAUUUCGGGCGAUUGUGUUGAUUUGAAGCUGCAACAGUGAUUCAAAGUAAAACUAUUUAAAUAGCAAGUUGAAAGCAGCAGGUGCCUUUUUUACAUUUUCCUACUGACACAAUUCUAGGAAUGCUGAGUAAUGUUUAAACAUGAUCCUGUAGUCAGCAAUGGCUGUCUGUCCUAUAUCUAAAUCUCCAGGGUUAUAGUGAGUUAUUCACUAUAUAACAGCUGAGCCCAUUCUUGUUUGCUGCGUCUGUGUACAUUCUGCAGCUGGAGUAAUGAGCAGGAACCUCAGCUCAAUUUUCUGUUCCUCCUUAAACUCAAUACUUCCGAUUCUAGCAUCUCCAGAAAUAAUGUUGAAUGAGAUGGGGACAAAUAGCAAUUUUGCCAAUGCCAUCCAGAAGCAAAAUCUUUAGAACCAAAUACUUAUUGAAGUACAGGUGUAUUGUAUCAUGAUAGUAGCCUGAGCAAAAAACCUUGUUGCCAUUGUGUUGUUUCAAUUUUCUGGAAAAGUAUCAAAUUAGUAGAUUAUUCUAACAUUUUACUUCAGCAUAGGGAAUCGAGUCUCAAAUCAGUAAAUCAACAUUGUGAUUUAUAAUCUCUAGCCAGUUAUUUAUAAUACAUGACUACAAAUCCAGCUGUGAAAGCAUUGUAUCUGCAUGUUUGCUUUACUGGCAGCAAAUUUAAAUGCACUCUGAGUUCAGGUUCUCAAAACUUCCUUGAAAUCGGUUCUGUUUUGGUUGGCAUUCCAGUCUGGCAGGAUCCCCUUAUCCAAGCACAUCACAUUUGAUGUGACACUAAAGCAUUAUGUCAAACUUGUGCUAAUGUCAUUGACGUGAAGCUGAUAUUAACAUAAUGUUUCCAAAGUAAUAGCAUAACCCAACAGCAAACAAUUUCUCAAAUUAUAUUUUUUUGUUUUAGAUUUAUUUUCAGACCUACUAAAUGGUGCUUCCACUAACAAGUACAUUUCAUGGGAAUUAACAUGUUUUGUUUCACUUUGAUAUCAUUCAAUCGGAAUAUCUUAAGUUUUUCUUUGUCUACAUAACUAUCUUUCAUACUUAAUCGAAUGUAUCUGAUCACUCUGCAGUCAGUUUCAACUAGAAGGCAAGCAUGUGUGAUUAUGUAUUUUGUAAAAUUUCACUUUCCAAAAAUGUGACUAUGAUUUCUGUAUUAUAUUUUUGUAUGACUGUAGAUAGCCAAGGUUAAUGUAUUUUAGAAAUUACUAUUAAGGUCACAGUCUUCCUACUAAAUUUGAAAUUGUAGACCAGAGUCCAGCUGCUUACAGAGUACUGUACAGAAGCUAGGUUUUAGCAGCUAAUCAAAGUAUUGCUCGUUUCAAAGGGCAUUAAGUAUCUGCCAAUAUUUGGAGUUGACAUUUCAGUUAAGGAAUUUUUUGAAUUCCUGGCAAAAAUAUAAAAUUUACUUACAUAAUUUCCUUGCAAUAUCUCUUCCAUUAGCAUUUUUAAAGCAAAUUUAAGAGUAUUAAAAGUAAGUUGAACAUCCAGUUUGGGAUUGGUUGAGAUUGACUGUUGACAUGCUGUUUAUGAGAACUUGCUAAUGGUUGGUAUCAGUGGAUCAAUGAGAUAAAUCAAUUAAGUUGAACAUUGUCUUGAGCUGAGUUGGUGAAUGAUUGUCAAUUUCCAAUAACAGAUACUCUGAAAGCUACUGAAACAAACAAGGAAUUUGGGCUUUGCAAGCAUUUUUGCAUAAGACAAAUAUUGUACUAGUUUCUUGCUGUGUCUUUCUGCUUCUGUAUAAUACUUGUAAAUAAAUUUGAUUUUAGUUUUAGUCUUCCUUUUGGUCUGGUAUGGUGGAUUUACUGACAUUGAAAUUGACAGUAAUGCAUUCUAUCCCACAUGGUCUCCAGUAUCCAAAUUCAGUUGGGACUUGGGAGUAAGUUUUGUAGUGUGUCACUUCACUUCUACCAAAAACAUGCAGAUUUUCCUAAGAAGACUUGUGGAAUUUGCUAUUUUACUGUAAGGAAAUUCGAACCACUUUCUUUUCGUAGCACGUAGAUGUAGAGAUUUUAAAAGCAGAGUACAUCUUAUCUCUGACCUGUCAAAUGUACCCUCAACCAGCAUUAUUUGGUUUAGAUAUUAUGUUUCCAAACAGACUUAGUUGCUGUUUGUUACAUCUUGUGCAUAAAUUGGCUGCUGCAGUGCCUACCAUUACAGUGACUGCAUUUCAAAUGUAUUUACUUGUAAAGUGCUUUGGGGUAUCUUUUUGAAAGAUGCUAAAUAAAUGCAGAACUUUCUUCACUUUAGUUUCUCAGUUGACUUCACACCCUUUGCAGCUUAUGCUUCCAAAGUAUAAAUUAUAUAAUAUCACUGUCGGAGAAGGGCAGCAAAAGUACGAGUGUUUGGAUCCCCGAUUACUACUUUGUUCAGCACUUGCUAUCGUACAAGACAAUUCCACAGAUUUGGCUGUUUUUAUGACAAGCAUAGAUGCAAAGUGCAGGACUCGACUUUGAAGAACUGUCUGGCUGCCAGGAAAGAAAUGUAAACUUGAAAAAAGGCAAAUCUGCUGCAAGUCCUGUUACCAUGUCCUAUGCAACAUUCCUGUGAUGUAUCUUGGUGUUUUAUGUUCAAGGCACUAUGAACUCCAGUUGUAGGUUGAAUUUUUCAGCAUGGCAUGGAUAUAAUGGACUGAUACCAGUAUAAAUGCUUUGUUACCAUCCAUAAUAAUAGUGUUGUAAUGUUACUGGAAUUGUUAUUCAAUAGCCUGAUCAAGUGCUCUAGAGGUAGGAAUUAAAAUUGUACUGGAGCAGGUGGAUGAAUUUAAUAAUUAUGAAAACCUGGAUUGUUUAAAUAAAGUUUAUUAAUCCA